Molecule: messenger RNA, 10199 nt
Organism: Corythoichthys intestinalis (scribbled pipefish)
Lineage: Eukaryota; Metazoa; Chordata; Actinopteri; Syngnathiformes; Syngnathidae
Product: gastrula zinc finger protein XlCGF57.1-like
Exons: 3
Coding region: 302-2197 (631 amino acids)
Biological process (GO): regulation of DNA-templated transcription
Molecular function (GO): DNA-binding transcription factor activity, RNA polymerase II-specific; RNA polymerase II cis-regulatory region sequence-specific DNA binding
Source: RefSeq, a predicted model, not a curated record
UGGCUGGGGGAGGAGUUGCCGUCCGAUUGCUUUGGAACAGUAUUACUUGGAAGACAAUCCACUUUUCAUGUGUCAUUGGUCACACGACGUAAUGUAAUCGACUGAAAGGUGGCGGGGAUUUUCGGACACGCCAAGAAUCCAGAAUCCGUUCAAUCUCGCUUCUGCUUGGAGUCGUCUGGGUGCACGUUGAAACUUCGAGGCCUGCUUAUGUUAGCCUAGCCUAGUUUAGCCGCUAACAAAGAGAACAAACAACACGCUUGAGAUCUGCACGUCGCCCAGCAAGCAAACAUCCAGUCCCAAAAUGUCAGGUGUCAGUCAAGUGCAUCGUCCUGAACGCCCGGAAUCUGCUCACAUGGAAGAAGAGGAGGAGGAAGAAGAAGAGUCGCCAUACAUCAAGAAGGUGGAGGAAGAAAUUGCCCACAUUAAAGAGGAAUAUUUCAUUAGAGUUGACAACCCCCACAUUGAGGAGCAGCAGCAACCUCAUCCCCUCAAAAAGGAGGAGGAGGACCCGCUUUAUGUUAAAGUGAAGGUGGUGGACAUACCCAAGUGGACUGAUGAGACUUUGAAGGGUGAAGAUGGAGGUCCGAGUGAGGCCAGCGGAGGGGCGGAGCCUCCGAGUGGCACCAGUAGCCGUUCAAUAGAAGGAUCCCAAGCAGACAACCUCAUUCCUCGACCAUCAGAGAGUGAGGACUUCACAUCACACUCGCUGUUCUGUUUUAGAAAAUAUCUUGAGCGGCAGGAGUCAGAGUCUCCUGGCCUAAAAGAGGAAGUUGAUCACCCGCAAAUGAAAAUGGAAGAGCCAGACGACCUUCAACAGCAAAGGAGAGAAGAGCAACUUCCAAUUAAACAGGAGGAGGUAGAGCUUAGGCUAGUGGUAGAGCCAUACGUUAAAGAGGACGACGAUAUCAUCUGGCAAACUGGGGAGCCUUUGAAGAGUGAAGAGGGCCUGAAAGAGAGCAGCAGAGGAGCGGAGCCACCAAGUGGCAGCAGCAGCUCAACAGAAGGAUUGCAAGAGGACAGUUUCACUGCUCCACUAUCAGAUAGUGAAGACUCCAUGUCACACUCGCCUGACAGUGGUGAUGGUCAUAAAGCUGACAGUGACGACGAACGCAAAUGCUCUCUGUGUGGGAAAACCUUUAUUAAUAAGUAUACUUGUCGUAGGCAUUUGAGGAACCACACUGGAGAAAAACCUUUUUCCUGCUCAGUUUGUGGUCAAAGAUUCUUUCUAAGGCAUUUCUUAAAAGAACACGCAAGAAGCCACACUGGAGAAAAACCUUUUUGCUGCUCAGUUUGUGGCAAAAGAUUCUCUUCAAAAAGAGACCUAACUAAACACUCGAGAACCCACACUGGUGAAAAACCUUUUUCCUGCUCAGAUUGUGGCCAAAGAUUCACUCAAAAGCAACAUUUAAAACGGCACACAAGAACCCACACUGGAGAAAAACCUUUCCCCUGCUUAGUUUGUGGCCAAAGAUUCUCUGAAAAGGGAAACCUUAAACAACACACAAGAAAUCACACUGGAGAAAAACCCUUUGCCUGCUCAGUGUGUGGCAGAAGAUUCUCUCAUAAGGGAAGCCUAACAGAACACUCAAGAACCCACACUGGUGAAAAAAAUUUUUCCUGCUCAGUUUGUGGUCAAGGAUUCACUCAAAAGACAGGCUUAAAAACACAUGAACAAACCCACACUGGAGAAAAACCUUUUUCCUGUGCAGUUUGUGGCAAAAGAUUCAGUUCCAAGAACCACUUAACAAGACACACAAAAACACACACUGGUGAAAAACCUUUUUCUUGCUCAGUUUGUGGCCAAAUAUUUAGUUGCAAGAGCCACUUAACAACACACACAAAAACCCACACUGGAGAAAAACCUUUUUCCUGCUCAGCUUGUGGUCAAAGAUUCACGCAAAAGGAACACUUGAAAAUGCACAUAAGAACCCACACUGGAGAAAAACCUUUUCCCUGCUCAGUUUGUGGCCAAAGAUUCAGUCACAAGAGCUACUUAAAAAUACACACAAGAAUCCACACUGGAGAAAAACCUUUUUCCUGCACAGUUUGUGGAAAAAGAUUCAGUUGCAAGAGCUCUUUAAUAACACACUUUAGAACCCAUACUGGAGAAAAACCUUAUUCCUGCUCAAUUUGUGGCCAAAGAUUCUCCUCAAAUGGGAACCUAAAAAGACACACAAGAACCCACACUGGAGAAUAACCUUUUCCUUCUGAACUUGCAGUCAAAGAUUCUCUAUAAGAGAAACCUUAAUAGAACACACAAGAAUGCACACUGGUGGAAAAACCUUUUCAUGUGCUCAGUUUGUGGGGUCAGGUUAAAAGGCGUGUGCGUGUUGGCAUGAGAAGCAGUGGCCAAGGUUGGUUUCGCCUAUCCAAAACCAAUGUUUGCCUCAUCAGUUUUUGCAUGCAAGACGAUUGUAUUCUGUGGACCCUCCUCAAAUCCUGUGGAGGAUUUGCAGUUUUGGUGCUAUACAUGUGCUUUGUCAGUUCUUUAUGCCAAGUGUAUUCAAGCUACUUUCAAAAGAACUCGCUCGCCUGAUUUAGAACAAAUAUGAAUUUAGAUGAAGUUAAGUCAUGUGAUCCUUGACCAAGAUGAACUGUGGGAAAAAAAUCACAUUUUUUCUUCAUGUUGUUCGAUCAUAAUUCUCACAAUUUUGUUUACUUGAAUUUUUUCUUUUUCUUGAACUGUUACUCCUAAUUUUAAAGAACCUGCAAUGAAGUAUAAGAAGCUAGACCAGGGUUCACAAAAUCCGCACCUUGGGGCCAUGUUUCCUAUCGUGUUUUCCAAGCCCCCCCUUCUUCAACACAUCUGAAUGAUUCAAGUGUGUUAUGGGAGAGAAACUAAGACUAAAACCAGACAGUCAAACCCGUGCACUGCUCGGAUUGAUUACCAGAAGGCCCAUGACUACUCAACGCCGUAUACAUGGAUCCUGGAAUGCCUGAAGCUGUACAAGUCUCCGUCAAAUGUGGCAUAUAGUGUAUCAAGGACAUGGUAUAUCCCCUCUGCUGUUGUGCAUCGGCUUGAACCCCCUCAGCCAAUUGAUGAACACCACUGGCUAUGGAUACCGACUUAAGAAUGGGGCCACCGUCAGUCACCUCCUCCACAUGGAUGACAUCAAGCUAAAUGCUAAGAGUGAGCGAGGCAUUGACUCACUGAUCCACACCACCAGGAUCUACAGUGGGGACAUCGAAAUGUCAUUCAGACUGGAGAAAUGUGGCUGAAUGGUGACAAAGAGAGGGAAGGUAGUCUAGACAGAGGGGGUUGCACUCCCAGAGGUAAUAGAUGUUGAGAAGAGCUACAAGUACCUUGGAAUAUCACAUCACAAAGAGGCGAAAAGGAAUGCUGCAACGGUGAAGUAUCUGCAACGAGUAAGACGAGUCCUGAGAAGUCAGCUCAACGGCAAGAACAAGACCCUGUGCCAAAUGCACAUAUGGACACCCCUAUAUUUUAACAUGUUUAUUAUGGACAAACCGUGACGAGUACACAAGUGCAGUAAACGUUGUGUUUUUCGACAACAGCCCUGAAACCUGACAGAUCUAGAGAAGAUUUGUGUAGAGGAAUGUGCCAAAAUCUGGUGGAGAACUACAGAAGGUGUCUAACCUCUGUAAUUGCAAACAAAGGCUUUGCACUAAAUAUUAACACUGAUUUUCUCAGGGGUACGAAUACUUAUGAACCCCAGUCAAUUAUUAUAUACCCAAGUAAAUUAUUUUUAAAUAUCAUACAAUGUUAUUUCUGGAUUUAUUUUCAGAUAACGUCUGUAUGAGUGGUAAUGCGUCUAUGAUUGAAAUUUAAGACCUGUACCUAUUUUCUAUGUGGGUGAGCUUGCAAAAUCACAAGGGUUGCAAAGACUUUUGCUGCUCACUGUGCAAAUGUAUAUAAUAUGGCGGAAAACACUCAGGUGACUUGAAGUUCCGCUCUGAGACCCCCAAGUUGGCCAACUUUCAAAAUUGCCGGAUAUGCACGUGUGAUACAUCACUGGAAAGCUAAAAAUCUCAUUUAAAAAAUAAAGAUUUAAACAGUGAAACCCUAUCUGUAGGUGAGAGCAUGAAAGAGCAGAAUUAAAGACGGCAUGACUUUAACGAGAUAUCGCGACCUACCUUGUUUCAAUCCAAAAACUCCAUGUAGCAUGUAUCACUGAGUGUCAAGACACAGCUCUGAAUGGCCACAGCUGGAUUCUUUUGGGAUUUAAUGGGUGAAACAUGGUAAUACAACAAGGGUCGUGAUGCAGAAAUCGCAGACAUCAAGGAUUGGUCGAGAUUUUUUCAUAUAUUUACCCUUUUAAACGUUUUCCAUUUUUCUUUGUUUGGAUCGAUUAUUUAUUAUCUAACAUAUUGGAGAAAAUGUGACCGUAACCAAAAAAAGUACCAUUAAGCGAUAGUUAUGAGGUAGAUACAGUGGGGGGAACAAGUAUUUUAUACACUGCCGAUUUUGCUGGUUUUCCCACUUGCAAAGCAUGUAGAGGUCUGUAACUUGUAUCAUAAGUUCUCUUCAACUGUGAGGGACGGAAUCUAAUACAAAAAAACACAAAAUCCCGUUGUAUAAUUUUUAAAUAAUACAUUUGUAUUUAAUUGCAUGAAAUAAGUAUUUGAUACAUCACAAAAAUCGAACUUAAUAUUUGGUACAGAAACCUUUGUUUGUUAUUACAGAUACCAAAGGUUUCCUGUAGUCCUUGACAAGGUUUGCUCACACUACAGCAAGGAUUUUGGCCCGCUCCUCCAUGCAGAUCUUCUCCAGAGCCUUCAGGUUUCGGGGCUGCUGCCGGGCAACACGGACUUUCAGCUCCCUCCACGGAUGUUCUAUCGGGUUCAGAUCUGGUGACUGGCUAGGCCACUCCAGGACCUUAAGAGGCUUUUAACGGAGCCACUCUUUAUUUGCCUUGGCUGUGUGCUUUGGGUCGUUGUCAUGCUGUUCAAACAGGUGCAGUUACUUCCGGUAAUGAGUGGAGAACAGGAGGGCUUCUUAAAAAAAGAACUAAGAGUCGAAAUAUUUACUAGUUGGUAAUGUAUCAAAUACUUAUUUCAUGCCGUUAAAUACAAAUUAUUUAAAAAUUAUACAAUGUGAUUUUCUGGAUUUUUGUAUUAGAUUCCGUCCCUCACAGUUGAAGAGAACUUAUGAUACAAAUUACAGACCUCUACAUGGCUUGCAAGUGGGAAAACCAGCAAAAUCGGCAGUGUAUCAAAUACUUGUUCUCCCCACUGUAUCCGUGACUUUUUUACAGACACCAUUAUUUUUUUUACGAAAUAUUAGACAUCAAUUCAUGAUUCUAAGCUAAAAAUGAGACAUUUUUAAUAAUAAAUAUAAUUAAUUACCUUCGUUUUAUACUGUGUUGAAACAAAAGCAGUUGCGCGACGUCUGUAAACGGCAGUUUCCAGGGUAAAACGAAUAAAUUAAAAAUCGUUCGGGGGCUUAAUGCGCCAUGAAUCUGCAAUGGCAGCAUAUAGAGAUAUUGUUCUAUCAAACAACAGUUUUUUUGGCGUAAAAUACAGCAAUUUCUUUUAAAGAGGAGUGCAAGAGCAGAAACUACAUUUUCAGUCUUUUCUGUUUUCCGCCAUGUAUAUAUAUAUAUAUAUAUAUAAAUUGCAUUCUGUAACUUCUUUAGGGUCUGUUUGUACCCUUAUUAAAAGGUUGCAAUUUUGUAUUAUUGUCUGGAGAAAAAGAAAUAUCCACCCAAAACACUGUAAUGCUUCUAGUAGGUACACAUCUUUAUUUCAAAGGGGUAUAUACUGUAUGUAAACAUAUACAUAUACAGUGGGGAGAACAAGUAUUUGAUACACUGCCAAUUGGUUUUCCCAUUGGCAGUGUAUCAAAUACUUGUUCUCCCCACUGUAUAUUUAUAUGUAUGUAUUUUGACUUCCAAUAUUUGUUCAAUUACUUGCUCUAGACAAAACAUUUAAAUAUGGAUUUAAUGUUAUUCCGUUUCCAACCAUUUUAGAGUGUUCACAUGAAAAUUUUGUCUGCCUGUAUAAUGAACUCUUACUGUAGCCUACCAGAUCUGACAUGUAGUGGUUGUGAUUGUGUUGUCUACUUUGCAUCAUCAACCGUUUUGUUCUUGCUAGGGUCAUUAUAGUUGGCAAGUUUCUCAUUUCGCUUUGAAUUUCCAUCUUGCUCCAAACUAAGAGCUGCAUAGAUCUAUCGCUUCAGUGCACUCAAAAUAUAGAUUAUGAUUAAAUGUGACCAAAAUUACUCAUAUGUCAUACAUUUCCAUGUAAGUAUACAGAUUGCUAUACACUGACUCUUACUCCUUGACGAGAGUGAUACUCACUGCUUGCAAAGUCGAGCUAGCAAGUCAAAACUGGUCAUCUGCCAGUCCUCACAAAUACAGACAUUAUACAGAGAUACAUUGUGUAUCUCUUAUUGUGUUUUUAAUAAUACUUUAAAAUAGGCUAAAUGACAGUCAUAUUAGCCACAUCAGAGUACUUUUUUUUUAAUGCCUCAUCAGAUUUAUAUGAGAGUACUGGACUUUGCCCAUACUUGAACCCGUUCUUGUAUGUCCACAUCUGGAAGUUCAGUCACAUUGAUUGCUUCCAGCAGCAUUUUCACUCUAAUGUGCUGAACUGCCAUUUCAGAGCCUCACAUUGUGUGCAGCUGUAAACUGUAUUCAAAGUAAUUCUAAAAUUGACAUAACAUUCGCGUUCGAUGCACUUUAUUGUUGUACUAUAUAGUAGUGAUGGGUCCGUGAGACCUCAUGAAGCGUGUCGACACAGUGACACACUGUGUUGACACAGUGUGGAUUAGGAGUGGGAACCUCAGGGCACCUCACGAUACGAUACGAUUCGCGAUACAAGGCUCACGAUAACGAUUAUAUCACGAUACAGCGAUUAUCGAUGUAUUGGUCAGAAAUUGGAUACAUGAAAUUCUACGAUACAACUGUUGAAACGGAAAAAAAAAAAAAAGAUUUGAAAAUAGAAAAAAAUACUGUUUAAGUCAUUUAUUAAACAGUGACACCUUUUCUGUGCAACAUUGCUGUAAAAUAUAAAUCUACUGCAAAUUGUGCCCCUGCACAUAUAGAGGAAACCAACCACGACCACUGAUAUCGCUUGGAGAGAUCAAAAAAUAAAUAAAAAGUGCCGUAGGUGUCAGCAGUUGAGCUUGGAGUGGGGCAAUGAUAAAAUUGGUGGGUCUUUUCUUCGUAUAUGAACUUUGUUGCUUGGUUUGAGCACUUCCGCUAUCUGCUUCAGCAAUUUAGAUGUCAGACUUGCUCAGUCACAGUCUUCCUCACCUUAAAAAAAACAAAAUAAAACAAAAAAUAUUAGCUACUUCAUAGCGUUUGAGUUGAAAUCCUGAUUUUUUUUGUGUGUUGGAAGUAUUGAAUUAAAAAAAAUAUGAAUUGAAUGUAUAGAAAUUAAAAAUACAAUAAUUACCUAUUUUUAAUAUGUAGGCUACAUCAAUAAUUACCUAUUUUUAAUAUGUAGGCUACAUUAAUUAUCAUGCACAUCACUUUAUAUAUCUUGGAACCUAUUCAAACCAUUUUUAUAGCUUAUUGUAUCAAAAUGACAGUAAUAACAGUUUGUCUAGUAAACUAGAUGGAAAUUGGUUCUCAAAUAAAUCGGUAAAUUCAUGUGGGCUUGUUCGAUAUUCAUUUUCAUCCAGUUUAGGGUCCUGGUUUAUUUUAUAUCAUUCAACACCAAAUGUCAUCAAAAUAAUACACGUAAAUUAAAAAGUCAAUUACAUUGCAAAACUUUCUUACCUCAAGUGAUGAAAGCAAAGCUCACAAACUCCAGUGUCCACUACGUCACCAGCUCCCAGUGAAACUUAUUUUUCUUAGACAAUUCUUGCAUACAGCAAAGUCCUUGUUCACCUUGCUUCCUUUCUUGUUGGUGUAAAAUCUAAAGUGUGUCCCCAUGUGUGAUUUGUAGCAAUAUUUUUCUCAUUUUUUCCCUCCACCGUUCUCACGGAGCUUUUUUAUUUUUUCAACCUACUUGGAGCUUCUCUUCUUCUCUAGACAACUUGUGCGCACUUUACCCUCACCGCUACUCCCGAGCGCCCCUAGUGGACCGCCAAGGAAUUGCUCAACAAACAUUGAGCAGUUUACAGCAUCCAUACUCCAUUGUAUGGCCAAUAUGUUAAAUAAAAGUAUCGAUUCUUGGCGGGAGCAUAUCGAUAACCCAUCGGGUUGCAAAAUAUCGCGAUAUAUCGCUGUAUCGAGAUAUUGUCACACUCUUAGUGUGGAUACUGUGUCAUUGAAUACUGACACCUGCUGGACAUAAAUAAUCACUACAGGCAACCCACUUGACAGACUGACACUGAAUUGACGACAUAGUAAAAUCAAAUCAUUUAAGUCUUUGCAUUCGUAUUGCAUUAUUCCAUAUCUUUAAAUUAUGUGAACAUAAAUUAUAAUGUGAAAAUGUAAGUAAUAAUGAAUGGGUGAAUGAGGAUGCUUGUGGACUUUUUGUUCUGAUAAAAUGUUAUUAAAAAAACAUAGCUUUUUUUAAUGUUUAAAAUUUAGUUGGUUCCUUUUUAUCUAUUUUUUUAAAACAAGCAAUUUCACCUGCUGUGGACAACACACACUCGCAUGAACCAACGGUGCCAGCAUGCACAAGAAUUUCUCAGCCACUUGAAAGAGGUUUGGAUAAGAUAUCCAUUGGCUCCUCCAGUAUUGAAGUAAAUCUGCAUUGCGUGCCAUGUUCGGCUCAGCCAUUCAUCGUUGCACUUUUGCAAUUUCAUCUACAGUUGCAUUGCCUCCUUGACUCCCCACUUCGUCAUCUAAGUGCUACCAUAGCCCAUCAGAAAAAAAUUGAAGUGGACAAUAAAUAAAUUAUAGCUUAAUUACCGAUUUCUAAUAAAUUACCAAAAAAGCUACUGUGGGUAGGUAAAGGAAUGGCUCUAUAGCUGUGUUUAUCUUGGGAUUAUCAGAAACUUAAUUCUCAUGCUUGGCCCAAUAAUGCUUCAACACUAGCCACGUUUACAUGCUGACUUUUAUUCAUACCGAUUCAAAUCAUUCUGAAUGGAAAUUUCACAUCAGCUGUUUACAUGUCACUUCAUCUAUUCCGGUCCAGCGUUUACAUGUGUCUGCCUUUAUUCUGAAAGGACGUUUGACAACUGCCGUCUGACAUGCGCGGAUUAAUCAAAACAAAGCGUCACGUUGCAAAACAUGGAGAUCGAUCGUCAGAUCAGCUGCUGUUUUAACUUUUCGAGUGGAAACAAAACUUCAGAAUGACACGCCGUUCAUUUAAAAAGUUGUGUGGGUGCGCUGUGCGUGUGCUUGGAAGCCAUGUUGCAAGUGACGUUACUUGCGUCACAAAGUGACGUCACCACGUCAGUACGGAGCAUGUGCAGAAAGAACGCAACCAGACACCAUUCCGCUUCCCUGUUUACAUGAUAUAAUUUUACUUCUAAUCGGUUUGGGAAAAGGAAUAUUCCACCCCUGUGAAUCGGAAUGAAAUUCCAUUCGGUUUGGGCCUGUUCAUUCCGAAUGAGGUGUUUAUAUGGAACACAUUUAUUCGGUUUGAACAAAUAUUCCGAUUGUAAUUGGAAUAUUUGGCUCCAUGUAAACGUGGCAAUUGAGGAGGUGGCUACUGUUUGUAUAUGACAGGUUGAAAGUACAAAUACAUUUCCCCUGAGAAAAAAAUCGUUAACAAUAGGUCCUAGUUACUUGGAGCUGCACGCCACGAUCCGUUCAGACCUGAAUUCGUACCCAUGCGCAUUACUUGGGGAGGACGAAUGGCGAGCGCUAUUACCACCAAGCCAGUGGGUUAAAUGCUGUUGGAGUCUCUUGAAGGCACCAAAAGGGGAUAUUUCCUCGCACCGCAAAUGACGGACCCGCGCCUACCUUUCACACUAAUAAACUAAAAGAGUUACCUUAAAAUUAAUUGUAUUUUGAAUGGAAGAUGACUAGUGAGUUUUCCCUGUGUUACGUCCGUUUCCACAGCAUGUAGACAACGAGGAAGUAACCGUGAGAUGUGGAUUGUUUCAGCAGCUCCAUCGCGUUGACAGACGCGCUUCCUUUUGAACCAGUUUGCCGCGUCAUGACUGUGUCGACACAGUUCAAUGAGUUCAUGCAUCGGUCACGUGAUUUUCUUGUAGCGAUACGCGCACCGACGCAGGGUUUGCUCCAUGAGCUCGGUGCGCGCGCCGGCGCAUUAGUAUCACUGGACCCAUCACUACUAUAUAGAGUGGAGCAAAUAAGUAUUUAGUCAACCACUAAUUGUGCAAGUUCUCCCACUUGAAAAUAUUAGGCCUGUAAUUGUCAACAUGGGUAAAC